Molecule: messenger RNA, 1883 nt
Organism: Dreissena polymorpha
Lineage: Eukaryota; Metazoa; Mollusca; Bivalvia; Myida; Dreissenidae
Exons: 10
Coding region: 67-1218 (383 amino acids)
Source: RefSeq, a predicted model, not a curated record
UUAAUAGUGCAGCCUCAGUUUGAGUUUUCUCGAGCUAGCAACCAAACGUGUAAUAAUAGAUUUAGAAUGUUGUCAAACUACGAUAUAAUCAAAGGUAAAAUGGAUGCCAUGACACGAAAUGUCCGGCUGUACCAUUACCUGGUGAACAUCUUCAUUCAGGAAGGAUUGAGACUGACUUGCAAUGAAGAGGAUUUCAAGCAAGAAAUGAAUGAUUUCAUGGAAGAUGUGUACAAGGGCCACAAGUGGGAUUUCUCUGAGUGGCAGUCUCGGCUUGCCACAAAGACGUCCCACCCAGACGACAACAGUGAGUGGCUGAGAAGGGUGGAGACCAAGAAUUUCCAUGAGCAGUUAGCCCUCAACAGGAAACUUGUGUAUCAGGUGAAUAUCUGUGAGAGACAGCUGAGGGAAAGACUAUCUCGUGGACUCAAGAUCGGUGACUGUUCAGUUACCGAGAUCUACUAUAGCUUUCCCCAGCUUCUUGCACAGCAGAUAGAGGAGUUCCAACCUCUCACUGCUCUCUGUGAUCACAUCUCUCGACACUAUGAUCUCAACUUUGAUCCAGAGUGCCGCCGUGUGCACUGGCUGUUGAGCCUGGAGGCAGACGGUGUUGACCUGUCCACCCUGCCACAGACAAAGGAGGCCCCUCUCUCAUACAUUCCAGAAAAACAUAUAGGCUCCUCCUCCAACUCCUUCCUCCUAGGGGUACCAAAACCCCAGACCUCGCUGCCACAGGAUAUCAGUGCGUGCCUGGCAGAUAUAGAUGGCUUCAUGUCAAAUUAUGACAUGGCUGCCCACAUUUCUGCAGGACCAGUUCCUACCAGGAAGCUGGAAAAGGACAGGCACAAUGGCACAGCAAGCCCCCCUCAGUUGACUCCUCCUGCAAUUAGGGAUCUUCUCCAGAGCACUUCCGCUCAGCUCCCUGGUCUUCUCACUGGCCCCUGCCAAGAAGGACCCUACACGGCACUUACAGGGACACGUCCCCUGACCCCUCUUGAUGAGUACUUUGGAGGUUCUGCUUUCAGCAUAAAAGCCACUAAAAUGGUCAAGCCAUGUGCUCCCUUCAGAAAGGUAGACAACAAGCCCAUAAAGCAAGCACCAGUGUUGGUGGGAAGUGAGUGCCCUCACGUGUUUGAGAACUGCAAGCGGCGCAUGUUAGCGCUUCCAUCAUGGAGCAAGCCACACCAGGAGAGGCACAGGAAAUGGCUGCACUCAGGUUGAAGGUUAUGGAGAGCAUGCAGGCAAAGAGAGCCAAGAUGGCUGACUGGAUCCAGGAACAAAGUGACCGAGUUCAUAAGCAAGCGGUCAGUGAACUCCAAAAGGAGACAAGCCGUAAACGCAAGGCCAUCAACACGGUCCACUACUUAAAGCAUGCUGAGAAGUGUGCCAAGCUUGUGCCCCUGGUGGGCAAGGUAGUCCACGACAGUGAGGAGAAACCCAGAGCUUGUGGUGUUAGGGCGGAGACUGCUAAGCUGCCCGGGAUUGUCCUGAAAAUCAAAAGGGACAGAAACAACAACUGGGUUUCUAAACAAGACAUUCCAGGAGAGAGGAACUGUUGAGCUGUGCCACAGGACUUUCUUUUUUGUUGAUGAUUCAAUCAAAUGAUAUCACCAGUUAUGAUUUUCUUUAUAAAUGUCUUUUGUAUUUUUAAUACUGGCAUUUAAACGGGUAGUUUUAAUUAUACAAGAUUAAUAUUUUAGGAUUAUUUUAAGUUGCAUGUGAUAGUAUACAAUAAAGUUAUGUUAUAAUGAUAUGAUAUAAUAUGUUUUAGAUAGAUAUUUGUAAAAAUAUAUUUUUAUAUUUUUGUUAUUAUUUGAUUGUAAAUAUCAUUGUUGCAUUUUCAUCUGGUUAUCAUUAAAAACUAGACAAUAAAUUGUUUAAAAUUA